AUGAUGGAGGCACGCAGUAAUUGGUCAACAGGUGAAACGACUCACCCUAAUACUACACGAAAUAUCUUCUCGAAAUGCGCUCUGAGCAGAGCACGGUUCGUUAUAAUUGGCGUGGUUAUAGGUGCUCUCAUUGCUGGCAUUGGUCUAGCGUCAGUAAUAACAAUGUACGUCAGCGAUCAAUCAAAAACAACCGCAAGCACAACGCAAACAACAAGUAGCUCUACUACAAGUAUAAGUUCUACGUCAAGUAGUUCUACAAGUACCAGUUCUACGACAAGUAGUUCUACAAGUACAAGUUCUACAACAAGUAGUACAAGUUCAACGUCUGUUAGCACCACAACGACAACAUCACCUGUACCCUACUCCUACAUAUUUUGGUCAUUUGACUCGAACUGCAAUGAUAUGUAUAAUGUAUACAACGGUGUUUCUAUGAACGGCGCAAGUUAUACAUCACCUGGUUAUACUGGUUAUGGCUCUGCACUGUCACUUGAUGGAAGCAGCUCUCAAUAUGUUCUUGUGUCAAAUUAUAAAGAUAUGACAUAUACAAGUUUCACUUGGGAAGUAUGGUCAUACCCGACGAACUUGACCAAUUUUGACAAUAUGUUGUUGAGUAUGUGUGAAACAACAAAUAAUACAACGAUUGUCAGGGUACAACAAUUCUUGAGACAAACCGCUGGUAUCACAUUGCAUUUGUCUAUGAUUAUCCUACUCUCACACACUCCAUUUCAAGGAGCAAAUGGAGUAAUGAUGAUUGGGGCGCUGAAUACUACCAGUGGACCACCAGUAUCGUUCUGGUCAGGCUAUAUUGAUCAAAUGUCAUAUGUGUCACGAGCAAAAACUGCAACUGAAAUUUUCACUGAUGCUACUCUGGUAGCUUAUUAUUCGUUCGAUAAUGGAUCACUCCUUGAUUCAGGACCAAACAAAAUUAACGGAACAGCUGUUGGUGUGAGUGUAACCGCGGGUCGUAUCAAUGAAUCUCUUCUUUUUAAUACAUCUGGUGCGUAUUUCCAAGCAGGUAUGUUCACUCUUUUGGGCGUGAUUGGUCACGAAUAUUCUAUUUCACUCUGGGUGAACAAACUAUCAUCCGCCGGUGCAGGUGGAACAUUAGCUCAUGUCUCCGGAAGUUCAAAUGGAACAUUAUGGUGUAUAUCGAUGUUGGGUCUGACUGCGUCCGAUGAGAUUGUUGGUCAAAGUUGGAAUAAUUCCAUAGUAGCUGUACAAGGUUCAGCUCUCGUAGCAGGUGUGUGGACACAUAUAGUGACAUCAUACAGUUUGACAAACGGCGUUCGCCUUUGGAUAAAUGGACGUUUGAUUGGCUCGACGCCACAAUUCACUUACGCAGCGUCGAACUUAGCUAAUUGGAUAACAAUAGGAACGACAUUUUCUAAUGCAGUACAGUGUGCGCAUGGAAAUGUCGCGAUCGGACAGUUCUAUGGUAUGAUCGAUGAGUUGAAGGUUUAUUCACGAGAACUUACAAGUAGCGAUGUUUAUCAAUUGGCUAAUCCUUAA
Adineta ricciae is the source of this 1509-nucleotide messenger RNA. The record is from the annotation of a GenBank genome assembly. NCBI's taxonomy places the organism in Eukaryota, Metazoa, Rotifera, Eurotatoria, Adinetida, Adinetidae.